AUGUCGACUCAGGGCGAAGAGAACCCAAAGUAUGUCAAAGGCACGCGAAUAUUUUUGUCCGAAGUGGACCAAACCUUGGGAGAAGGGAAGCUUAGGAUUGAACUCGCAAAGGUCUUUGAAGUUUUCGGCGAGCUGAGGGAGGUAUUCGUACCAACCCGUUCAACCAAAGCCUAUGCGUUCAUUCGCUUCAAUUUACCAGAGGAAGCUCAAAAGGCUUUGGGCAUAGUAACACCACACCCCUUGUUCAAAAGACUCAAGCCCGCAAAGGAUAUUGCACCGAGAAACAAGAAACACGACAAACAAAAGCAAAAGGCUGUUUCAGAGUUCGAGUUUUACUUUUCGGCGAUCUCAAGAAGCAACAUUGUGUGUCAGGUUCAUACAUCUCAUUACGAAAGACUUUUCGGUUUCCUGGAGAAACAUGCCGAAAAAGUUGGAUUCAGCGUUGUUGGAGGCAUGGCAAAAACAAAAAGCAGAACUAUCUCCUUGGUAUUUGUUCAGGCAAAGAAACGAAAGAGCUUUUAUGGAUGGCUAAACAGUUUUUGGUUCCUUCAAAACAGUGUUCAUCGGAUAUUUUUAGUUGACGCUACUAUCACUCCAAAAACACCGGAAGAAAGCAUUGAGAGCUCUAUAAUGGAUACACUUUCAACGCUUGAUCAAGGAUCGGUUCGGCUGCAAAUCUUUCCACCUCGCUUGUGCUCGUCGUUGCUAAAAUCUAUCGACGCACGGUGGGACAGUUUUGAAAAGAGAAACAGCGUAAAGUUGUUGCCUACCAACACCACGAAUACCAUGGGGGUGGUACAAUUGCUUACACCAGUUCCCUUUGUCCACAACGGUCUGUAUUGCUCAGGAAUCUGGGAAUCGAAUUUAACCGAAUCAAAAUCUUCUUCACGAUCCAGAAUAGACACUGUCGACAAUGACAUCUCACGGGCGUAUUGGAAGCUGGAAGAAGCGUUCGACCGCUACGAUGGUAGUCUUCCAACUACUUCUAAAGUUGCACUUGAUUGUGGUGCAGCACCUGGUGGCUGGACACAGUUCUUGGAAAGAAGACUAGAAUGCCAAACGAUAUACAGUAUCGAUCCAGGUGAUUUGCACGAAACUGUACUCGGGCUAAAAGGAGUAAAACAUUGGCGAAAAACUAUCCAGAACUCACUCCCAGAACUCCAGAAACAGAAAUCAAGGAUUGACAUUUGGGUUAGUGAUAUGUGUGUCAAAGAUAUGGAACAACAGGUUGAUUGGUUGUUGAAGGCGUUGGAAAUGGAUGUUGUAGGAUCAGGGACUUUUAUAGUCUUGACACUCAAGUGCAUUCACGGGCACAGCUCGUCUACAUUCGACUUCCUGGUGGAACAACAGCUGAAACGACUGAAACCCCUGGCUAGAGACUUGCAGGUCAUCCAUUUGUUCUACAAUCGCUUCAGCGAACGCACCAUAAUGGGGUACUUAAACUAA
This is a messenger RNA of Cylindrotheca closterium, 1446 nucleotides long. NCBI's taxonomy places the organism in Eukaryota, Bacillariophyta, Bacillariophyceae, Bacillariales, Bacillariaceae. The record is from the annotation of a GenBank genome assembly.